GGCACACCACGUGAUUUUUGCCGACGCGCACGCGACUCCUCCACUACAUCACUAUUUCGUGGGAGGCUGAGGAACACACUGCCCGGAUCUGAGAUUCUUCUGCUGUGAUACCCCAAAAGCGACAAUGUUACCAACAGCGUUGCACACAAAGUACACGACUGUGUAUACGCAACUGUGCAACCGAAAUGGUAAUGCGAACCGAGGCAGGAACGACCCCAAGAGUCAGCAAGCAACCCAGCGGCAGAAAGAAAACUACGACACCGAUGCAUCGGGUGCGAGGACCCAUCCAAGCGGACGGACCCCAUUCCCGAUGACUACCCGAGCGACCGACUUGAGAGACGAAGCGGAGCGAAGCAGAAGACGAUCUUCACUCGUCGAGCUCCAGCAAGCAAGUUCUAGCUCUUGCCCGCAGUUCAUGCGCGUAAAGAGCCGCUUUCCGCGAAAGCGAGCAACACAACAGCGGUCUACAGCCAUCCUACGGCAAAAACAGCUGAUGCUGAUUGAUGAGUAACAAAUCGCGGGCUCCCGUCCAAGCCGGAUAGCGUCGGGACGAAAUCUAUCGGGAGGUGCCCCGACCCGGCACAUCGUGCAGAAGAGUGGCAGCACACCCUCUCACGACAAGGCACAAGGUGACAGACAUGCGGUAUGCGCUGUCAAGUCUUGUCUCACUU
Cercospora beticola is the source of this 671-nucleotide messenger RNA. NCBI's taxonomy places the organism in Eukaryota, Fungi, Ascomycota, Dothideomycetes, Mycosphaerellales, Mycosphaerellaceae. The record is from RefSeq and is a predicted model, not a curated record.